Molecule: messenger RNA, 594 nt
Organism: Passer montanus (Eurasian tree sparrow)
Lineage: Eukaryota; Metazoa; Chordata; Aves; Passeriformes; Passeridae
Product: nucleoporin NUP42-like
Cellular component (GO): nuclear envelope
Molecular function (GO): nuclear export signal receptor activity
Source: RefSeq, a predicted model, not a curated record
AUGGAAAUUUGGGAAUCUUCAGGACAAUAUAGUUUUAUCUUACCAAUGAAAGAAAAACAGAAUGUCUCAGGCUUCUCAGAUUUCUUGCCAGAACAAUUCCAUCUGGAGCGUUGACUGCACAGCAAACAUUCAGAACUCUAUAUAAAUUCUGUCCAAGAGAAUGGACAAUGGAAAAAUCAGCUGCCUCGGUUGAAAGCUUUAAGUACAUUGACAAAAGCAGCUGUGCCAUGUGAAUUAAAGAAAAAAAUCAUUCAACCCUUGCCUUCCUUUGGAUCUGGAAGACUGCAAACAUCAAGCUUUGGGCUGCCAAGCUUUCCCAUGGACAGCAGUAGUAACAGUGCUACCAAUUUCUUCUUUACAAUGAUUUCCAGUCUUGCCAGUGCAUCAUCAUCUGGAAAGUCUAAAUUGUAUCUGGACAUAACAUCACAUCAGCAGCUUCUGCACUCACAAACCAGAAUGCAUGAAACAAGUUAUUUAAAUCAAGGAGCAGCUGAAGAAUUGAAACAAUUUGAAACAAAAAAUAUUGCAAUAGGAAAAAUUCCUCUUAAGCCACCUAGUAGAACUUUUAAAUGUUUGGGACUAAGUUUAUUUUGA